GCAGCCUGCGUAAUAUCAAAGCAGAAUUUAAUAAGCUUUAAUUUCCUCCUCGUUUUUCCUUUCAAGCAAUGUCCGAGGACCUCCGAGAUGAGGUAGAGGCUCUCAAUUCCAUCUACGGCGAUGGCUGUCUCACCCCCUCAGAAGAUCAAAAUGAGACCUCAUCCGCAACAUAUGUCUUACAACUGCCAGGCGAUGAAUCUUCCUCACUAAGACUACAAUUCCCAGCAUCAUAUCCAGCUGAGCCACCCACCGUUUUAGGGACGCAGCACAGCUCCGGAGGCAGAAAAGGCGCUGGCGCAAGGGACCUGGGCGUGUUUAGAGAAGCCCUGGGGACGGUAUUCCAGCCGGGCAGUGUUUGUCUGUUUGACGCCGUGGAAGAGUUUUCAAGAAGGAUAGAGGAAGAAAACGAGCGGGAAGAACUACUACGACAGCAACAGCAUGAAAAGGACGACGACGACGACGACGUUGAAGGAGAAGGCCAGAAUGCGGAUCGAGGCGAGAGGACAGUUGACGCCGCCAACCAAGUGGACUUCUCAGCCAUGACGCCUCCACCAUGGACGCUCUCCGAAGUCGUCGUGGAGAACAAGUCUACAUUCGUAGCCCACGUCGCCAAAGUCACGUCCCCAGCCGAGGCGAAGCUCUUCCUGCAGCACCUCCUCUGGUCGGACAAGCGCAUCCGCUCCGCGACGCACAACAUCACGGCGUGGCGGAUCCGCGGAGCGGGCGGCGUGAGCUACAACGACUGUGACGACGAUGGCGAGGACGCGGCUGGCGGGAGGCUGCUCCACUUGCUGCAGCUGAUGGAGGUUUGGGACGCCAUGGUUGUGGUGACGAGGUGGUAUGGCGGCGUGAAGCUGGGGCCGAGGAGGUUUGCGUUGAUUAAUAGCGUGGCGAGGGAUGGGUUGGUGAGGGCGGGGUUGGGAGACUCGGGAGGGAAGGAGAAGGAGAGGAAGAAGGGGAAGUAAACGAAUGGAGUGCUGGUUUUUAUAUGUCGAUGAUGGAUGGUGGUGGCGUUGAGGGUUGGGGUAGAGAGUAAGAGGAGGGAACAAAACACUUGAUACAACAACAUAUUACAUAUUGCAAGUACCUUUGGAUAGCAUUUUUUGAAAAGACUCUAGAAAUAUAUGUUUGAAACUCG
Trichoderma asperellum CBS 433.97 is the source of this 1138-nucleotide messenger RNA. RefSeq lists its product as uncharacterized. Lineage: Eukaryota; Fungi; Ascomycota; Sordariomycetes; Hypocreales; Hypocreaceae. Gene Ontology annotation, cellular component: cytoplasm. Gene Ontology annotation, molecular function: protein binding. Gene Ontology annotation, biological process: GCN2-mediated signaling; regulation of translational initiation. The record is from RefSeq and is a predicted model, not a curated record.